GUGACAAAGAGUAAUGAGAAAAGCUAGAAGAAGAGAUUGCUAUUGAAGGAUUUGGGGUUUUUAUUAAAGGUGGUGGCAUCUGAUUUACAGAUUGCAUAAACUCAAAUUAUAAUAAGCAAAUAUAGGCGGAAAAUGUACCAGAGAAGGACGAAUUUGAGUAAAACAUGCAGGUUGGAGAAGUGCAUUUGUUCAGUUGGAAAAGAUGAUGAGUGAAUUAACUGUAACAUAUUCUGAUUUGCAACUUCAACCUUCAUCUCAGCCACAGAGAAGACAAAGGCUUGCAACUUCUGAAAGAAAAAGUUCUUUACAUUGUAAGCACCAAGAUCUUUGUACUUCAUCUCCAUGGAAAUUCAUUGCAGUGAUUCCGUGGAUCAUUUGCCUGAUGCUUACUUGGUCUGUUGGAAUCUUAGCCACAAUGUUGCAUCAGAAAUCAUGUCAAGGGGAAGGAUAUCCAGGAAAUCUCUCCUCUAACAAGGAAGCAAAUAAAACAUUUCAAAUUCAGAGUUAUCCUACCUGUUCAAACAACUGGCAUCAACAUGGAGAAAACUGUUACUAUUUUUCAAGGGACAUACAUCCUUGGGAAAAAUGUAACCAUUAUUGCAUUGGUUUAGAGUCAAGCUUUCUUAAAUUGAAUAUGGAAGAAGAGAUGAAUUUUGUAAUAAAAUUGUCAAAGAUGCAAUGUGGUCUAUUUCAAGCAAAGUUUUGGAUCAGUUUAUACUACAACAAUGAGCAACUAAAAUGGGUCUGGCUAGAUGGCACAGAUGUUACCCUGUACAAGCUUAAAAUUCAAGGACUUGAGAAUGCUAACAAUAAAUGUGUACAUAUAAAAUUUGGCCAGGUGAUUGCUGAAGAUUGCCAGAAUAAUGGUUAUUGUAUCUGCAAGAAGAUAAUAUAUUAGGAUUAAAUAAAAUAUACCAGAAAGAAAAAAAAAAUGGAAAAGAAACACCUGAAAUUCCCCAGUGUGAUGACUUCAACCAUGAAAAAUACUUACUUAGCUGAAAUUAGAUAUCAUUAAAUAUUGAAGCCCACCUAUUAUUACUCACCUUUAAUUCAUAAUACGUUGAUAAGAAAAAUCUAUGUUCUGAGGUGGUUGACCAAUCCAGCAGGGGAAUCCCAGUCCUGGCCCCAGGGCCAUUCCAGGUUUUCCCCUAGCCCCACUGGCUGAAGCCACAAGAGUGGCACAGAUAUGGAAGUAAAAGUGUAUAAACUACCCCCUUUGUUUGUGCUCAGGGCUCAGACCUUGAGAGAUUACUCUCCUCUGGGCCUGCUGGCUUAAA
Messenger RNA from Lutra lutra (Eurasian river otter), 1277 nucleotides. RefSeq names its product natural killer cells antigen CD94-like. Gene Ontology annotation, molecular function: (1->3)-beta-D-glucan binding. Gene Ontology annotation, biological process: cellular response to molecule of fungal origin. The transcript has 8 exons. Lineage: Eukaryota; Metazoa; Chordata; Mammalia; Carnivora; Mustelidae. The record is from RefSeq and is a predicted model, not a curated record. Bases 203 to 898 code for a protein of 231 amino acids.